UGGCUUACUACCUUUAAUUUUGGUUGCCGGCUAAGUUAUGUGGGGUAAUCUGUAUGUAAUGAAGUGCUGUUGAGGUAAUCUGUAAAUAGCAUCACUCAAAAAAAAUAUUGAGCGUUUUUUUGUAGCAAUUUUAUCUUUCCUCCUUUCUUUUACAAUUCCUGCCUACUAAAACAUACACUAUCCUCACCUACGGGUAUCUUCCGUCUUUGAAUUGAUCUCGGGGAAGCUACUGUGCGCCGUAAAACAUGCUGCGAUCGGCAGGAGCUGCGGCCUGCGGCCAAGCUAGAAACCUAUUUGGGCCGAGGACUGCUCCUCGGCUUUUUUGCACAUGCAAUGGCAUCUCCACAUCGUCAAAUGUCGCCUCGAGAUCUCUCCGUACCAGUUAUAUCUCUAGCAAACCUACGCAUUCCCUACAAUUCCAAAGAAACCUACAUGCGACGUCGAUAAGAAUGGCCGAAAAUGUGAGAAUCGAGAGCGAUGCCUUUGGCGAAGUCCAAGUCCCCGCCGACAAGUACUGGGGAGCUCAAACUCAGCGAUCCCUCUCCAACUUUCGCAUCAACCAGCCUCAAGAUCGAAUGCCCCCUCCGAUUAUCAGAGCAUUCGGUAUCCUGAAGGGCGCUGCGGCCACCGUCAAUAUGCGGUACGGACUUGAUGAGAAGAUCGGCAAGGCCAUCCAGCAAGCUGCCGCCGAGGUGGCUGACCUCAAGCUCAUCGACCACUUCCCCCUCGUCGUCUGGCAGACCGGUUCGGGUACUCAGUCCAACAUGAACGCCAACGAAGUUAUCUCGAACCGAGCUAUUGAGAUCCUCGGAGGUGUCAAGGGCUCCAAGAAGCCGGUCCACCCGAACGACCAUGUCAACCGUUCCGCCUCUUCGAACGAUACCUUUCCCACCGUCAUGCAUAUCGCCGCCGUUCUCGAGUUCGAAGGCGAGCUCUUACCUGCUUUGAAGAGCCUCCGAGACGCGCUACAGAAGAAGGUUGACGAUUUCAACGCCAGGAACAUCAUCAAGAUUGGACGAACACAUCUUCAGGAUGCCACACCUCUUACUUUGGCGCAAGAGUUCUCGGGAUACGUUGCUCAGCUAGACUUUGGUAUUAAGCGAGUCGAGAGCUCUAUACCGGACCUAAGACUACUUGCUCAAGGCGGAACUGCCGUCGGUACGGGAAUCAACACCUAUGAAGGCUUCGCUGAGGCGAUCGCCGAGGAAGUCAGCAAGAUGACAGGAACCGAGUUUAAGACAGCACCGAACAAGUUCGAGGCUCUCGCUGCGCAUGACGCUAUUGUUCAGGCCUCAGGUUCUCUCAACACCAUAGCUGCGUCUCUUACCAAGAUUGCUCAAGACAUCCGAUAUCUUGGCAGCGGCCCUCGUUGCGGUCUAGGUGAGCUGAUCCUGCCGGAGAACGAGCCGGGUUCCAGUAUCAUGCCCGGCAAGGUCAACCCUACUCAAUGUGAGGCCUUGACUAUGGUUUGCGCUCAAGUCAUGGGUAACCACUUAGCCACAACCAUCGGCGGCAUGAACGGCCAGUUCGAGCUCAACGUCUACAAGCCCCUUAUCAUCCGAAACCUGCUACACAGUGUGAGAAUCCUAGCCGAUGGCAUGCGUUCGUUCGAGAAAAACCUUGUUGAGGGUCUGGAAGCCAACGAGGAGAGAAUUUCCAACAUUAUGAAGGAAUCACUUAUGCUGGUUACCUGCCUCAACCCCAAGAUCGGUUACGAUAUGGCUUCCAAGGUCGCCAAGAACGCACACAAGAAGGGCCUGAAUCUAAAGGAGAGCGCACUGGAACUUAAUGCCCUGACGCCGGAGGAGUUUGACGCCCUCGUCAAGCCAGAGCUCAUGAUCGGGCCCAAGCCUUACAAGAGUUAGGUACACCAGAUAGUUGAGCCCGUGGUACACUACGUCCAAGCCGAGCUUGAUGCGAUUGAGAAGAAGGCGUUGGCUUACCACCAAAAACACCACCAGUCUUCUUCUUCUUCUUAAUGAGUCCCUGCGCAGGUAUUUACUAAGUAACGCAUCGCUUUAUGUCGUAUUAGCAGCACUAGCCUACACCUAGUCGAGUCUUCUCAAAUUACCUAUAGUGACCUCGGACUUGUAUACAUUAUAGCAUCUUGUACAUAAAUAGAAUAAAGAGUAAACUGUUCUUAA
Daldinia vernicosa is the source of this 2144-nucleotide messenger RNA. Its product is annotated as fumarate hydratase. Gene Ontology annotation, cellular component: mitochondrion; tricarboxylic acid cycle heteromeric enzyme complex. The coding region runs from base 246 to 1865 and encodes 539 amino acids. The record is from RefSeq and is a predicted model, not a curated record. The transcript has 4 exons. Lineage: Eukaryota; Fungi; Ascomycota; Sordariomycetes; Xylariales; Hypoxylaceae. Gene Ontology annotation, molecular function: fumarate hydratase activity. Gene Ontology annotation, biological process: malate metabolic process; fumarate metabolic process; tricarboxylic acid cycle.